CUCGAACCUUCUUGCAUUGUGUCGUCGAAGGCGGUUGGACCAUUCGGCGGCCGCACCCUCGAUCCAAAAUCCCCAAUUCGCCUUCCACGAAACCCUAACCCUAGUUCUCCGUCUCCGGCGGGCUCUACCGGCGGCGAGGCAAGAUGCCGGCGACAGCGGGGCGCGUGCGCAUGCCCGCCAACAACCGCGUCCACAGCAGCGCGGCGUUGCAGACCCACGGCAUCUGGCAGAGCGCCAUCGGCUACGACCCCUACGCCCCGGAGAACAACAAGCACCAGCCUCCCUCCUCCUCCGUCUCCGCCAACGCCGCCGCCGCCAACGCCGCCGCCGCAUCCGCCCCAUCCGCCUCCGCUCCUUCCUCCUCCUCCGCCGCCGCCUCCUCCGACAACGCCUAUACCAGCUUCCAGGGCCUCCUCGCGCUCGCCCGCAUCACCGGCUCCAACUCCGACGAGACCCGCGGCGCCUGCAGGAAGUGCGGCCGCGUCGGCCACCUCACCUUCCAGUGCCGCAACUUCCUCUCCGUCAAGGAGGACCUCGACAUGGAGGACGAUAUUGAUGCCGGGAUUCGGGCCGCCUCGCAGGCCAACGCCCAGGCCAAGUUGGACGAGUUCAGGAAGAAGACCUCCGGAGGCAAGGACGCCGACGAGGGCUCCGAUGACGAGGAUGAGGACGACGAGGAAGACAGCGAUGAUUCCUCUGAUUCGGACAUCGAUCCUGAGCUGGAAAGGAUAAUCGCUGAGCGUGAGCGUGCCAAGAGUGGCAGGAAGCAUUCAAGGGAUGAAGAGAAGAAGACAAGCCGCCAUAGGAGCAGCAGCAGGGGAAGGUCCAAGCACAGGAGGAGCACCAAGAGGAGUGAUACCGAGGACGACUUAGAGGAAGAGAGGAGCAAGGACAAGAAGAAGAAGAGUAGGCGCAAGAGGCAUGAAAGAUCAGAUGAGGACAGCGAGAGUGAUUCUGACAAGAAGAGGCAUAGGAAGAGCAGGAAGGACAGGAAGAGGCGUAGGAGCCAUCGCAGGAGUGAUGACACAUCGGAUGAGGAUGAGUCUGGAGGUGAAGACAGGAGGCGUCGUCGCCAUCGCAAGCGCCAGCACCACCACAGGAAGGGUGCAUCCGACGGUGAUUCUGGAAGUGGUGCCAGUGACUCUGCAGAUGAUAGGAAGCGAUCUAGCAGGCGGAGAAGGCACCGUAAGUCAGAAAGUAGUGGAUCAGAUGGUGAUGAACGACAUGGUCAGGGGGCAAAGCGGAGCAAGGAAAAGAGGGGCAAAGAAGAGUGCUGAAGUGGUAAUUUGCUCUCAAGUGAUAUUAUUUACACCCUCUAUUUUACCGACAAUGCUUAUCUUUGUCCUCUGUCCUGGUGUAUGUUGUUAUUUCAAGCAUCAUGAUUGAUAUGUAUAAGUGUAGUACUUUGUUCCAGUGAGUGAACUUCAAACUUAAUAUGCAUAGAACGUUUUACCUUGAACUUGAUAGUUUGUCUGUAUUUUAAUGAAUUGGCUUUGUUUCUUGAUGAAACUGCAAAAUUGGAUUUGCAUGGCACCAACUGUAAUAAUGUAGUAAUGGAGCCCUUAAAGCGGCCAGGAUACCGAAUGAACCUUGUUAAAACUUA
Oryza sativa Japonica Group (Japanese rice) is the source of this 1603-nucleotide messenger RNA. Its product is annotated as CAX-interacting protein 4. The record is from RefSeq and is a predicted model, not a curated record. Gene Ontology annotation, molecular function: nucleic acid binding; zinc ion binding. NCBI's taxonomy places the organism in Eukaryota, Viridiplantae, Streptophyta, Magnoliopsida, Poales, Poaceae.